Molecule: messenger RNA, 544 nt
Organism: Perkinsus marinus ATCC 50983
Lineage: Eukaryota; Perkinsozoa; Perkinsida; Perkinsidae
Product: phospholipid-transporting ATPase, putative
Exons: 4
Biological process (GO): phospholipid translocation
Cellular component (GO): plasma membrane
Molecular function (GO): ATPase-coupled intramembrane lipid carrier activity
Source: RefSeq, a predicted model, not a curated record
AUGGUGCGGGAGUCAGAGCCCCUACCAGCUGAUAUGAUAUUACUAUCAUCAUCCCAUGGUGCCGAUCCUAAGAAGGGUUGUGUAGCGUACAUGGAGACCAGUAAUCUUGACGGGGAAACUAACCUCAAGACUAGGCAAGCGCCCAAGCUGGUAUCGGAUAUCACAUCUGGCAGAAAGACCAAGAGGGCCAAUCCUCCUGCCUCGGCUCAGGUGGAGAUUGCUUCUCCAGACAAGCAUACUGAUGAUGAUGAGGGUGGCCCUCUGUCGAUCGAGCGACAAUCCACUAGAUUCAUAGCGAGGAUGGAGCCUCUAGCAGCUUUGGUUGAUACCAUGACAAUGCAAUUCGAAGCUCCUACGGCUGAUUUGUUGAAGUUUAGAGGCUCGAUAAGUCCAUUGAGUAACACUGAGGAUGAGGGUACAAUCCAACCUUUGAGCAUGGAUAACAUGCUACUUAGAGGCUGCAAGCUGAAGAAUACACCUUGGGCUAUAGGAGUAGUGGUCUAUGCUGGACAUGAAUCGAGAUUCAUGAUCAGCAAUCAUGGUA